Molecule: messenger RNA, 766 nt
Organism: Staurois parvus
Lineage: Eukaryota; Metazoa; Chordata; Amphibia; Anura; Ranidae
Source: the annotation of a GenBank genome assembly
GCGGGCACCACGUCGUCUGGCAAGGCAGUGGGCACCGAGUCACCAGGCACGACAGUGGGCUCCGAGUCAACUGGCAUGACCGCGGGCACUGGGUCAGACAUUGGAUCGUCUGGCCCGACAGCGGGCAUCGGGUCACCAGGCAUGACAGCGGGCACUGGGGUCAUCAGGCAUGGGAUUGUCUGGCACGACAGCGGGCAUCGGGUCACCAGGUAUGACAGCGGGCACUGGGUCACCAGGCAUCAGGUCAUUUGGCUCGCCAGCGGGCACCGCGUCAUCUGGCAAGGCAGUGGGCACCGAGUCACCAGGCACGACAGUGGGCUCCGAGUCACCAGGCAUGACAGCGGGCACUGGGUCAUCAGGCAUUGGAUCGUCUGGCUCGACAGCGGGCAUCGGGUCACCAGGUAUGACAGUGGGCUCUGAGUCACCAGGCAUUGGAUCGUCUGGCUCGACAGCGGGCAUCGGGGUCACCAGGCAUGACAGCGGGCACUGGGUCAUCAGGCAUUGGAUCGUCUGGCUCGACAGCGGGCAUCGGGGCACCAGGCAUGACAGUGGGCACCGGGUCAUCAGGUACCGGAUCGUCUGGCUCGACAGCGGGCACUGGGUCAUCAGGCAUGAUAGGAUCAUCAGGCUGGAUCAGUUCAUCAGCUGGGUACAGGCAUCAGGCUGGGUACAGGCAUCAGGCUGAAGUGCAGGUGCCGAGGCACCAGGCUGAACCACGGAAGGCAGGUUCUCAGACAGCAGGCUCACCGGUUUGGAUACUGGCAGG